UUCCCCAAUUGAGGCGCAACAGAGUUCACCAGCGAAUGCAGGAACACCGGAAAUAAUAACUAAACCAACGAACGAGAAAUGGUGGAGGCUACCAGAACGAAGAGAGACAUUUUUUCCGAAUAAACGUGUGACAGUACGUUAACUAACUGUUCAAGACCUCUCCCCUUCACUUCACUCUACUGCAGGGUGGGAGAUGCAACAAUGGCCUUGAGAACAGCAGGAAGUGUGUUGGUGGUCUUUCUCUGGUCUGUAGCAGUGGUACUGGGUCAGGAUGGCUGGAGAGUAAAAUACACCACUCAGAGUAUCUGUGCCUUGAAGGGGUCAACAGUGGAUCUGUCCUGCUCUUACACAUAUCCCAGAGGUUAUACAGUCACAACAACCUUCUGGUUCACUAAAAUUUUAAAUCUGAGAGACGACCCAGACUACAAAGAUCGUGUGACGUACCGUAGCGAUAGGAUGAAUGGCCACACCCUGAAAAUCACAGACCUGAGAGAGAGUGACUCAGCUGAGUACAAGUUCAAAUUUAUAACAGAUCAGACUGGAGGGAAGUAUACUGGUGAUCCUGGAGUCACCUUGUCUGUUACAGACCUGCAGGUGAAGGUGACCACUACAUGGUGGUCAACGACACUGACCUGUAGCACCACCUGUGCUCUGACUGGUAACCCCACCUACAUCUGGUACAGGAACAGUAAGAUUGUACAAGGGGCCUCCUCCCACUCAUACUCAGUCUACUUUAAAACUGAAGACAGCUUCUACUGUGCUGUAAAAGGCAUCAAUUCUCCUGCAGUGUCUGUUGGGGGUCACAGUUAUUUCCACGUGACUUACACCCAUCAGAGUGUCUGUACCUUGAAUGGGUCAUCAGUGGACAUAUCCUGCUCUUAUACAUUUCCCAGGGGUCAUACAGUCUCUGAAACAAAAUGGUACACAAAAGGAAAACUUUAUGAGGCGCCUCAAAUCCUGAACCCGGGGUAUGGAGGUCGUGUGGAGUACCUUGGAAAUAUGCAGAGUGACUCCACCCUGAGAAUCACAGACCUGAGAGAGGAGGAUUCAGCUGAGUAUAAGUUUAGAUUCAGAACAGAUCAGACAACCUGGGAGCCCACCUUCCCUGGAACAACUCUGACUGUCACAGUUCUGCAGGUGAAGGUGACUCCUGUCACUGUGUCAGAGGGACAGAAGGUGACACUGACCUGUGGCACCACCUGUACUCUGACUGACAACCCCACCUACAUCUGGUACAAGAAUGGACAUGUAACCAACCAAUCUAACAGUCUGUUCCUAAACCCAGUCAGCAGUGAGGAUGCAGGCAGCUACUCCUGUGCUGUAGAAGGCCAUGAGGAUCUCCCCUCUGCUGAAGAGACUCUCACUGUCACAUAUGGCCCAAUGAACACCUCAGUGUCAGUCAGUCCCUCUGGUGAAAUAGUGGAGGGCAGUUCAGUGACUCUGACCUGCAGCAGUGAUGCCAACCCACCUGUGGACAAAUACACCUGGUACAAGAAGAACGUAACCUCACCAAAAGCAUCAGGACAGAGUUACAGCAUCACUAACAUCAGCUCUGAGGACAGAGGAGAAUAUUACUGUGAGGCCCAGAAUGGAAGAGGAUCUAUUAACUCUACAGCUCUGAUGAUCAUUGUAGCAGGAGAUCCACAGCAGGAAGUGAUGCCACAACAGACACACAGUGUCCAUCCUGAUCCUAACAGUGACACGUACACAGCUCUGAACAUGAAGACCAGGUCACCAGAGUAUGACACCCUGGCAAAUGUGAGGGACUCCCCCACUGUCCCUCAGAUAGAUGCUGAGGCCUCCGAUUAUGAGAACUGAAGAGAACCACAACCUGGACUGAAGAGAACCACCACAGAACCUGGACUGAAGAGAACCACCACAGAACCUGGACUGAAGAGAACCACCACAGAACCUGGACUGAAGAGAACCAC
Messenger RNA from Salvelinus namaycush (lake trout), 1931 nucleotides. Its product is annotated as B-cell receptor CD22-like. The record is from RefSeq and is a predicted model, not a curated record. The transcript is spliced from 11 exons. The coding region runs from base 202 to 1818 and encodes 538 amino acids. NCBI's taxonomy places the organism in Eukaryota, Metazoa, Chordata, Actinopteri, Salmoniformes, Salmonidae.